GCCCAAUAAAAACCCAUGCCCAAAGUAAAUAACAUCCACGUCACCGUUCUUAUUGUUAAAAGAGAGACUAAUUCGAAUCGAUUUAACGAAUGAAGCAAGACAACGAAGGAAGACAACUGGAAACUAUCGACGGACUAAAAAAAGUCUACGACCGAUAUUGAAACUGACGGUUAGGCUAAGGGUAAUUUCGGUACAUCACCGGAAAAAUGGUUCACGGGGAUAGUUCCGGUAAUUAUAGUAAAACUAGAUGGGCUUUUCCGUCAAUACACUUCCUCAUCGGAUUACGAAGAAAUGGGGAAAUUACGAUACAAACCCAUCUUUUACCCCUAAACCGAGCCGGCAACUUUACCGGUGACGGAAUCUUACCUCUGACCUACCAAUCACGUCAUUCCACGUCAUCUCCCCGUAUCUUCUCACGUCCUUCCACGUGUCCCCUCUACUCACCGACGCCGUCUCCUUCCCGUUUACCCCUCCCGAACAGAAUAUUAACCCAAACCCUAACCCUAUCUCCCUCUUUCACGAGCUUCUGACUCAGAUCCGGCGAUAUCGAAUUCCAUGGAGGACGAUGAAGACAUCCGAUCUCAGGGUUCCGAUUCACCUGAUCCGUCUUCCUCCCCGCCGGCGGGACGAAUCACGGUUACGGUGGCUUCGGCAGGUCCGCCUUCUUAUUCUCUGACUCCUCCGGGUAAUUCGUCGCAGAAGGAUCCGGAUGCGUUGGCUCUGGCGCUGCUUCCGAUUCAGGCCAGCGGUGGAGGGAAUAACAGCAGUGGGAGACCAACCGGCGGCGGCGGGAGGGAGGAUUGUUGGAGCGAAGCAGCUACGGCUGUGUUGAUUGAUGCGUGGGGUGAGAGAUACUUGGAGCUUAGCAGAGGGAAUCUGAAGCAGAAGCACUGGAAAGAGGUGGCUGAGAUUGUGAGCAGCAGAGAGGAUUACGGUAAAAUUCCCAAAACUGAUAUACAGUGUAAGAAUAGGAUCGAUACGGUGAAGAAGAAGUAUAAACAAGAGAAGGUGAGAAUCGCUAACGGCGGUGGCCGUAGCAGAUGGGUGUUCUUCGACAAGCUUGACCGUCUGAUUGGAUCAACGGCGAAGAUCCCGACGGCAACUUCUGGAGUCAGCGGUCCUGUCGGAGGAUUGCAUAAGAUUCCUAUGGGUAUUCCAAUGGGAAGUCGUUCGAAUCUGUACCAUCAGCAAGCUAAGGCUGCAACACCGCCUUUCAAUAAUCUUGACCGGUUAAUUGGAGCUACGGCUAGAGUCUCAGCUGCUUCUUUCGGUGGCAGUGGUGGAGGAGGCGGAGGAGGAUCUGUCAAUGUACCUAUGGGAAUUCCGAUGAGUAGCCGUUCAGCUCCGUUUGGACAGCAAGGGAGGACUCUGCCACAGCAAGGUAGGACACUGCCACAGCAACAGCAGCAAGGGAUGAUGGUGAAAAGGUGUAGUGAGUCGAAACGCUGGCGUUUCAGGAAGAGGAACGCUUCUGAUUCAGACUCGGAAUCUGAAGCAGCAAUGUCAGAUGAUUCCGGUGACAGUUUACCACCUCCUCCUCUGUCGAAGAGGAUGAAGACGGAGGAGAAGAAGAAGCAAGAUGGUGAUGGAGUGGGGAACAAAUGGAGGGAGCUGACUCGGGCAAUCAUGAGAUUCGGUGAAGCUUAUGAGCAAACAGAGAAUGCGAAACUGCAACAGGUGGUUGAGAUGGAGAAAGAGAGGAUGAAGUUCUUGAAGGAGCUUGAGUUGCAGAGAAUGCAGUUCUUUGUGAAGACUCAAUUGGAGAUAUCACAACUUAAGCAGCAACAUGGGAGGAGAAUGGGAAACACCAGUAAUGAUCAUCAUCACAGCCGCAAGAACAACAUCAAUGCGAUUGUCAACAACAACAACGAUUUGGGUAAUAACUAGAAUUUAGUGAUGCAGUGUCGUAAUUGAUAUAUUUUAGAUUUGAGUCUUUAAUUGUUGAAAGAGAAACUGAAACUUAUCUAGGCUUCAUGAGUGUAUUAAUAUUUUGCAUAUCUUUCUUAACUUUGGUCAUAUGGAACAGAUUUAACUUCACUAGAUUGCCUGAGAUCAUUCUGCUGCAGACUCUUGUGCACGUUUUUGAACUUCUCUUAAUCUCUGAGUUAGAUUGUGUUUCACUAGUUAGGUUAGAACAUGGCAUAGGACAUUUUUGACACAAUCCAACCGCAAAAUCUUAAAGCUAUGUUUGGUUAUUAUGACAUUGGAGAUUUGCAUGUGUACCUAAAAGCAUUUUUUUAACUCUUUUUCUUUUGAGUAAUUGUUUGAGCUAGAUUUUCUUGUGUCUGAAGCAUCAUUCAAACCACCAAUGAUGAUCUUCUAUAAAAGAAGAAUGUUAGGCAAGAAACCUUUUCGUUGGUCUGUUUAUUUAUUUU
Molecule: messenger RNA, 2375 nt
Organism: Arabidopsis thaliana (thale cress)
Lineage: Eukaryota; Viridiplantae; Streptophyta; Magnoliopsida; Brassicales; Brassicaceae
Gene: ASIL2
Product: sequence-specific DNA binding transcription factor
Exons: 1
Coding region: 556-1887 (443 amino acids)
Biological process (GO): regulation of DNA-templated transcription
Cellular component (GO): nucleus
Source: RefSeq, marked reviewed